Molecule: messenger RNA, 1421 nt
Organism: Zerene cesonia (dogface butterfly)
Lineage: Eukaryota; Metazoa; Arthropoda; Insecta; Lepidoptera; Pieridae
Product: heat shock factor-binding protein 1
Exons: 2
Coding region: 295-543 (82 amino acids)
Biological process (GO): cellular heat acclimation
Cellular component (GO): nucleus; cytosol
Molecular function (GO): transcription corepressor activity
Source: RefSeq, a predicted model, not a curated record
UGUCAACUGUCAAACGGCAAUCUGAUUGAAAACAUCAGUGCAUUGGAUUUACGUUUUUGGCAUUAUUUUAUUAAACUUUAAAAACUACACAUUAAAAUUGAUUGAAAAGAAGGUAGAUGUGGUGUGGGCAAUUUUAUCGGAAAUACAUACGGAAUCAGACUGCAGAACAAACUUUGUUUAUAUCGUAUCCUAGCAUGAGAUAGCGGCUUUGGGUUUCCGAAUUACUUAUUUGUAUCUUAGUAACGAAUAGUCAGUCUUUGUGAGUUUUGGAAGAACAAUUGGUUUUCAAGAGCAAUGGCAGAUCCGAAAGUUGAACAGCCUACAUCUGAUGUAGAAUCGAAUUAUACUCCAAGUAAUGAUCCUAAGAAUAUGCAAGAAGUAACGCAAUAUGUACAAUCUCUCCUGCAAAACAUGCAAGAUAAAUUCCAGAGUAUGUCAGACCAAAUCAUCAAUAGAAUAGAUGAAAUGGGAACUCGUGUUGAUGAGCUGGAGAAGAACAUCACAGACUUGAUGACACAAGCAGGUGUUGAAAAUGAAAAGUAGCAGUAGUUGUAGUGUAAUAACCAAAAUUAGUUUGCCUGCAAUAAUAACUUAAGAUAUUAUAAUGGUUAUGGUUUAUAAUCACAUGUUUGAAAAUGUUCUGCAUUCCAACACCGAAUCUGUGUCAUGAAAUUGUCUAGAUUUUUAAGAAAUAUGGUUAAUAUACUAAGUAAUCAUUUCUUACAAAGAGCAAUAAAGUAAUAUUAACUUUAUUAUUUGUUUUUUCAAAACCUGAUAUAGCAUAACAUAGCACGUAACUCCAAGCUUACACUUACUAAUGUAAUAUGGUUUCCAUCUUCAAUUCAAGAACUAUAUAUCCCUGAAAAUUAUAAAUAAACAUUUAAUGGAAUAAUAAUUGCUUAUUCAUCAUAUUUAUUGUUAGCUGUAAGCUAGUAAUUUGUAACUGUAUUUAUAUGACUAAGCAUAACCUUUUCUGUUUACAUACAUCUUACAAUACAAGUUUUAAUAAUCCAUUUAAUACAAAAGAUAUAUUUUUACCUUCAUUAAUAUAUCUAAUAAUAAAAAAUUGGUUUUAUUCCUCUUUACGUAAAAAUAUGUUGCUUACACCACAAUAUAGUUUGUUAUCUAUAAAAAACAAUUUCUCUUAUAAAUAACUAUAAAUUUUAUAUAACUGUGAUUGACACCCAUGUUUUAAUCCAAUAUAUCCAAAAUUUUUUAGUACUGUAACUUAGUGGUAAUUACUGUUAUAUCAAGUAAGCCUUAUUAAAAUUGUACCAUUAUAUUGUAGCAAUCGUCAAUAUUUUAUUUAUCUAUAGUGUUUAGUAAAAUGCACGAAAUCAAUGUAAAAUGCUGAGUAUAAUGUAUCGUAAUGUGACACAAAUUUUGUAUUCACUAAUCUUGUAAUUAAAUAGUAAAAAAAA